Molecule: messenger RNA, 777 nt
Organism: Amorphotheca resinae ATCC 22711
Lineage: Eukaryota; Fungi; Ascomycota; Leotiomycetes; Helotiales; Amorphothecaceae
Exons: 1
Coding region: 1-777 (258 amino acids)
Source: RefSeq, a predicted model, not a curated record
AUGGACGUCUCAUCAAGCCCUAUCUCGAAGUCGACAGCUGAGCUCGUUAGGCAGAUACUUUCUCCAGAUACCGAAGGAAGAACAAAGCCAAUCCUACGCAGACCAGUUCACACUCUGAAGAGGGCCGGACCAUCCAUCAAAGCACCUCCACGCGACUACAAAUCCCCUUCCCCGGAGGAGGACGAAUCAUCUAGAGACUGUGACUCUGAACUCGAAGAAGCCUGCCAAGAAUUAGACCGUCCCAAACUCGAGAGCCGCAGUGAGUUUCCCGAAGAGCAAUCCAGGCUUUUCUGCUGCCCAAACCUCAUAAAGCACUUCCGGGCCUCUCCUAUGAUGCCCCUCGAACUGGAUGAAACACACGGCCCCAUCAUCGAGGACUUCAUCGCCCAUGUCAAUAAUCUUACGCUUGAGUGGCGAGUUGAAAACCCCACGUUCGACAUCCUCGGCGAUGUGGCAUACAUCAUCAAAGUUAACAAAGUCGUGAGAGGCGAGGAGGUCUUCACUCAUCUAUUCUUGCAGGAUGAGAGCGAAGGCUGGUUUGCGGAGCUCAUGCGGACGCCGAAACUGCUGCCGUUUAACCCCAGUGGUCCAGGUAGCUACCAGAGCUAUUGUUGUACAAAGCAUAUCAGUAUGUACAGGGUGGGGUUCUUUGAGAAGGUGUACUCGAAGAAACAUGACAGAUGGACAUUUGGGGAUAAGGGACUUGAUGUCGUGAUGGGAUUGAUGACUCAGUCUGAGAGGGAGGUGGAGAUGCUAAGCUGUCCCGCAAUUCAUUGA